Molecule: messenger RNA, 705 nt
Organism: Morchella sextelata
Lineage: Eukaryota; Fungi; Ascomycota; Pezizomycetes; Pezizales; Morchellaceae
Exons: 3
Coding region: 1-705 (234 amino acids)
Molecular function (GO): protein binding
Source: RefSeq, a predicted model, not a curated record
AUGUUUACACCUCUCCCCUCAAUCUCGGAGACAGAGACAGAGGCUCCCCCACGCGUCGGCAUCCCCUCCUACCUCCUCCAAGACAUCUUUGCCCACCUUGACCUCUACGACAUCAUUGCCUGCCAGCAGGUCUGCCGCCUCUGGAAUGAUAUCUUGCAGACCCGCCGGUCUCUUCGCAGCAAGCGCUUCCUCGCGCCCACCCACCUCCUGCCCUCUCCGCCGGUGGAGAAAUACAUGCUACACCCCGUUUUUGGGCUAAUUCAUUUCUCUCCCUCACUGUGCGCCGCAGACACAACCUUAGGGCGCCGCGGUGAUGGGCCAGCAGCGCUCUUGAAAGACUCGUCGGUGUGCGCGCAGUAUGCAACAGACCCACCGACGGCCUGGGCGGCGUUCGAGGUGUUGAAGUUCCACCCAUAUUGCGUAGUCGAGAAUGCAACGGGCGUGACGACGAAGGAAGCCAAGAUUAGCUUUGGAACAUUCUUUGGGUCAACGAUCUGCUCAAAGAGGAACUAUGACCGUUCCAGGAGGAUGCGGCAUGUGGACUUCUUGGGGACGGAGAGUGUGUUCAUUGAUUUCAGCGGGAGAGACGAGAGGGAUCCCAGGGUGUUUAUUGGUACGUCAUUUGAGGCGAGGGGCGGCUCGAAGAAGGGGAAGUUGUUUAAGUUUUGGAGCGCUAUUGCGUUCUGCGAUGAGGUGAAAACGUAA